GCUCUCAGCGAGGGGUACCAGCGGGAGUGCUUGGAGAGAGAGACUUUUCGGAAGCAGCUGAAAGAUACCAAGAGGAAGCGAGCUAGCCGACGACUCCCCCACUUAGGCGAUAAAGAAGAGAGAAAAAUAUACACAGUAACACGUCCGUGGUAGGUCCUCCAGAAGCUCGGCCAUUUGCCUCAGCGAGUAGCGAAUUGUAGUUGAAUCACAAUUAACUGGGCGGGUUAUACCCGUAAAUAGAGUCAAAAUAACGCGGCGGAAAAGGAUGAUCCAUUCGGGGCGUACGAGACUCGAGCAAAAAGUAAAUGAAAUAAAAGUGCAUAAAGGGAUCCAGACAGUUGGGAGGAUGGAGCAAUCGACGACGACGGGUAAUCAGUGGUCGAAGCAACAGUAUCUUCCCUAUCAGCAUUAUUAUCAUCAUUACCACAAUUAUUAUUACUAUUAUAACGAUCAUCAUCAUCGCCAUCAUCACCAACACGAUCAUCAGCAUCAUCAGCGUCAACAGCAUUGCUGUGAUCGGCACCACCAGCAUCACCAGAACCAGGAAUGUCUUCCGAGCUCUUGCUAUAUGUCCCCAUCGAUUGCUCACAUUUCGAUGAGUAAUAUGAAAAAACAAUCCUCUGGCGUACAGCUAACAUGGGUAUUUCAUGACGACGAGGCGCAAAUAAAUAAAAAACUGCCAAAGGAAUUACUAUUAAGGAUCCUAUCAUAUCUUGAUGUAGUCUCGUUGUGUCGAUGUGCUCAAGUAAGCAAAGCGUGGAACGUUUUGGCUUUAGAUGGAUCCAAUUGGCAACGAAUUGAUCUAUUUGAUUUUCAAAGGGACGUUGAGGGACCAGUGAUAGAAAAUAUAUCAAGAAGAUGCGGAGGUUUUCUUCGUCAGCUGUCCCUACGCGGUUGCCAGAGUAUCGGCAACAACUCAAUGAAAACCCUAGCCCAGUCUUGUCCUAACAUCGAGGAGCUGAACUUGAGCCAGUGUAAAAAAAUCUCAGACGUAACUUGCGCGGCUUUGAGCAGCUACUGUUCAAAAUUACAGCGUCUGAACCUGGACUCGUGUCCAGAGAUAACAGAUCUUGCGCUAAAGGACUUGUCAGACGGGUGUCGGCUGCUCACUCACAUUAAUCUGUCUUGGUGUGAGCUGCUCACGGACAACGGGGUCGAAGCACUGGCACGUGGAUGCCCGGAGUUGAGGAGUUUCCUAAGCAAGGGCUGCCGACAGCUUACUGAUCGGGCCAUAAAGUGCCUCGCUCGUUACUGCCCAAACCUCGAAGCAAUCAAUCUCCAUGAGUGCCGAAAUAUAACUGACGACGCUGUGAGAGAAUUAAGCGAGCGUUGCCCGCGACUACACUAUGUUUGUAUAUCAAACUGUUCAAAUUUAACAGACGCCUCGUUACUGAUGCUAGCACAACACUGUCCGUUGCUCAGUAUUCUUGAGUGUGUUGCAUGUACUCACUUUACUGAUGCUGGUUUUCAGGCUCUCGCUCGAAAUUGCAGGCUAUUAGAGAAAAUGGAUCUAGAAGAGUGCACCCUCAUCACAGAUGCCACUCUCAUUCAUCUUGCAAUGGGUUGCCCACGACUUGAGAAACUGAGUUUGUCUCAUUGCGAGUUAAUAACUGAUGAGGGGAUACGGCAGCUAGCACUUUCACCCUGCGCUGCCGAAAAUCUAGCGGUUUUGGAGCUUGACAACUGUCCUCUUAUCACGGAUGCUAGUCUAGAUCAUUUACUGCAGGCGUGCCAUAAUCUUGAACGAAUCGAGCUUUACGACUGCCAGUUAAUUACUAGAUCCGGCAUACGUAGACUUCGGUCACAUUUACCAAAUAUAAAAGUACAUGCGUACUUUGCACCAAUGACACCACCACCAAGCGCCGGCGCAUCUCGACAACGUUACUGUCGUUGCUGCGUUAUCCUGUGAUUUAACAAUCGAUUGAUACUCAUAAUAUAUGAGUAAUAAUAACUAACUUGUUUAUUGAUUCGCCAUUGAUUUACUGGCUGGCAACGGAUGACAUUCAUUCACCUGAGGAAGGAAGCUAUCCUUUUGAUGGUAUUCGGAGGAUAUUUAAUGUCAUUACGUCUGAAACAAGUAAUUGGGGAAAGGUUUGUUAAUUAAUAACAAAAAACAUAAAACUAAAAAAAUAAUAACAAAGUCCGCGUUUAAAUUUGUCAUCAAUCAACUAAAUAAAUAUCACAGAUAUUUAAUUGUUAUGUUGAUUAUAAUGUUUAUAUUAUGUAUUUCGGAUUACUCUGUAUUUUAUUUGUGUAGACAUUAUGUUCCUUAAUUUUUUUUUUUUUAAUGAUAGACUGUUUUUAUUAAUUAACGUUCUCUGCGUUAUAUUAAUUAACUAGGAGAGUACAGACUGAAAAUGAGAAACAAAUAAAUCAAAUUUUUAUUCACGCGGUUUUUUAAAUUAAAACAAUAAUUAUAAUUAUCGAUAUAAUUGUUAUUGUUGUUGAUACUAAAUAUUUCAUAAUUAAUACGAAUUAUUAUUUUUUAUUUUAAUUUGAUAAUUUAAACCGAAUUUUAGGCCGCUGAAAAAAUUACUGACAAUUUAAAUCGCACGAGUUGUUUAUUGAAAAACAAUAACAAAUUUCAUUAAAAACAUAAUGAUAAUAAUAAUAAUUGUAUUUGCGAACCGAUAAUGUAAUUAAAGGGAUAAAAAAUUGUGGCACGAUUUUUGUGGGGCCACUUCUGAGAAGUGUUUUAUCAACAAAAUGAUUAAUAAAAAAUUGUAAUCGACUAUGUCGUUUUAAAAUAUACAAACAUCUAAAAUAAUAAUAAUAAUAAUAAAAACAAGCGCUAGUAAUUUUUUAAUCUAGCGCAAACUCGCCUAUGAGUGUAAAUUUAAAAUAAAAGGAAACGUGAUGGAUUAACUGAAAUGAAGGCCAAUAGUUAAAAUAAUAUUAAUCAUAUAAAUAAUAAUUAAUUAUAAAUAUAUAAAUAUAAAAUAUGUUUUAUACGCCACAUGUCAUCAUUAGAUAAGAAACAAAAUAAAUAAUUUAAAAGAAAAUUAUAAAAAAAAAAAAAAAAAUCGAUAAUCGUCGUGUCUACUAUCACAUAAAUAGUGUAUCAGUAGUAAGUACCUUACGUCAUAUUUGGAAAGUCGCACAUGUCUUGAAACGUACCUGAACGAGUCGUUUUAACGAUCCUGCGACUAGUAUAUUCUAUAUAUAAUAAUAAUAUAUACUCGCAUAUAUAUUUAUUAUAUAAAUACGUGUGUAAGUUUUGGGGACAUUACCUGCGAUUGUCCAAGUUUGAACAGCUACUAAUCGCGAAAAAAUAAAUUAAAAAAAAAACAAACCCAAUAUAACUAACUACUCUUUUUGUAAACGUAAUAUUAAUCACGUUAAACGGGUUAAUUAACGUUGUGUAUUUGUGAAAA
Messenger RNA from Cotesia glomerata, 3374 nucleotides. Its product is annotated as F-box/LRR-repeat protein 20. Gene Ontology annotation, molecular function: protein binding. Gene Ontology annotation, cellular component: SCF ubiquitin ligase complex. The transcript is spliced from 9 exons. The record is from RefSeq and is a predicted model, not a curated record. Lineage: Eukaryota; Metazoa; Arthropoda; Insecta; Hymenoptera; Braconidae. The coding region runs from base 266 to 1909 and encodes 547 amino acids. Gene Ontology annotation, biological process: SCF-dependent proteasomal ubiquitin-dependent protein catabolic process.